This is a messenger RNA of Pseudomassariella vexata, 1789 nucleotides long. Its product is annotated as kinase-like domain-containing protein. The record is from RefSeq and is a predicted model, not a curated record. The transcript is spliced from 2 exons. The coding region runs from base 255 to 1307 and encodes 350 amino acids. NCBI's taxonomy places the organism in Eukaryota, Fungi, Ascomycota, Sordariomycetes, Amphisphaeriales, Pseudomassariaceae.
CGCCGUAGUAAGCUCAACACCUGUUGCUGGCUUGCUGUCGUCUACACUCGGCUGACUUAAACACCAGCCGCUUAGCGAACGUCAACCGCGCCACGUCCUUCACCUGUCUUGCUGGCGCGUAUGAAUUACACUGUCACCAGAAGCUCCAAAGCCUCUCGUCUGAAUACGACGUCCCUUCAGCAGCUCGCACAAUUCAACCAUUACGCUCCUGAACUUACCUUCAACAAACCCCGGAAAUCUACUGUUACGCUAUCAUGACUUUCAAUAUCGAUACUGAUAUCGAUACAGUGAGCGACGAGUGGCUGGAAGGAUUCAUCCGUCGCAUGGAAAAGGAGAAUGGGAUUUUGGCCGGCUUGGACGAAGGAAAUCGAAUAAUCAAGCUAUCUCCCACCAUGGUCGUCAAAUGUGGAUAUGGAGUGACUGCGCAAGAAGCAGCCGCUCAAACGUUCGCGCAUCAACACUUCGACUCCUCCAUUGUCCAAAUUCCACGAGUUCAUCGAUUCUUUCAUAGCAGCCCUUGUGCAUUUGGUUCCUGUGGAUAUCUUUUCAUGGACUAUAUUGAGGGUUGGAGCCUCGAAAACCUCGAUCUUCAGGUACAUACAGAUCUCAUACCGCAGAUCGCGACCAUCAUUGCCCAUAUGGAGAGCAUGGCUAGCGAAAUCCCCGGUCCGCCCGGGGGUGGGAGACCAGAAGGCUAUCUCUGGUCUGAUGAAGGCGCUAGAACUGAGUUUCAUUCUGUGGAAGAGCUGAACACAUGGCUGAAUGCGAGACUUGCGACGCAGGACAAGUCAAUCGAUAUUACGUCUGAGAAAUUAGUGUUCUGCCAUAUGGAUCUCUGCCGAAGAAACAUGAUCAUGUUGCCGAAUAGGACCAUCUGCCUAUUGGAUUUUGGGUUUGCAGGCUUCUACCCGAGGUGUUUCGAAGUGGUGACGUUGGAUUUUUUAACCACUGAAAGCGUGGAAUAUACUCGUCAACUACAGAGAAGACUGAUGGAAGAGUUAAGAUUUACCGGCAAUGAGAAGGAAUACCUGGCUUUAUUGCAUCGGGUCAGAGCUAUCCAAGCACGCUUUCCGUCAGCAUUUGGUGAGAAAGUCGAGAAUCUCUUAGAUUUACCUGAGCUUGUAGCACGAUUGCCAUCUACUUCACUGCUACCAUCCCAGAUUGUUCCGCCGCCAAAGAUAGAGCCGUUGUCUCCGGAGGAUGUCGCUGCAGCGCUGGCAGCACUAUCAGCUCCUAAGCCAAAAGCUUACCAUGAAACGCAUCCAACGCUGGGCCGGCCUCCCUCGCCACCGCCACCUCUGUCGUAGUCAGUUUUGCAACCAUGACUAAAGUUCCAUCGGUUGGGCUUUUGCUCUUGGCCGAAGGAAAGGUGGGAGACACCUAUACUUGUAGCAGCUGUCCAAUACAUAGCUGCCGUAAGGGCGACGGGGACGGCGUAUCAAUCAACCAAUCAAUCAAUCAAUCAGCCUGGCGCUUCUCUCCCUAGAGCUCUUCUCUCCCUAGAGCUCUUCUCUCCCUAGAGCUCUUCUCUCCCCGAAGCUCUUCUCUCCCCGAAGCAUGGUUCUCCUCCGAGAGCUCUUAGACAAAAGUACGAUUUCAAGACUUCAAAAUGCCGUAAUGGACCCCAUGGAGCAACUGAGGCUGUGAUACCCCACAAAAUCUUCUCAACCAUAAUCAGGUUGGUUCAUGCUGGCUCACGCUUGCUCAAGGCCAGCUCAACAGUGCUCGGCUGCAGCCCAAGCUGCUUACUUAUACUCACGUUAUACCCCGGUGUAACUCAUGUUCAAAU